This is a messenger RNA of Miscanthus lutarioriparius, 501 nucleotides long. The record is from the annotation of a GenBank genome assembly. NCBI's taxonomy places the organism in Eukaryota, Viridiplantae, Streptophyta, Magnoliopsida, Poales, Poaceae.
AUGGUGGAAAAGCUGUUUGGAAUCAAUGGUGGUAUCUUUCUCUCGUAUGCAUACUCGCUCUACCAAAAGCCACAAGGGAGUGUCGAAGGAAUUUGGAUGGCCAUAUUCAUAGGAAUCUUCAUAGCAUCACUAAGCAAUUUCAUUCUGUUAAUCCAUGCUUCAUACUUGAAAGAGAGGGGGUCCAUUGACGGCUGUGAGCCUGGAAUCCUUAAAUGGCUGAUGCUUUUAGUGCUGGCAUUCCUUUAUGCACUAUUUUGUAUCUUACUGCGGGCUUUUGCAAAUGCCUCCGACUUGGUUUUAUGGCUCAUCGGAAUCAUAGGCCUCUGCUCAAUGGUGCUCGGUUGGGUUUGGUUCUUUUACAGAAAGUGGCCCAAGAUUCUGGAAGAAAUUAAGGCAGGCCGUUGUGUUGGAGAAAUUAGGAUGCCUGAGACUGCUGCCUCUGCCUCCAGAGGCGGCGGUUCAGACAGGCCAACAGGUAUCUGCGCAAUUGAAGUGAAAUGA